Varroa destructor (honeybee mite) is the source of this 5025-nucleotide messenger RNA. RefSeq lists its product as uncharacterized. The record is from RefSeq and is a predicted model, not a curated record. NCBI's taxonomy places the organism in Eukaryota, Metazoa, Arthropoda, Arachnida, Mesostigmata, Varroidae.
AUGACAGCUGGAAAAAUAUGAGAAUUGCUUUGUUAAUCCGUUUUGUCAAGUAGCAGUACUACAGCUGGUACUACAUAAAUCCUGCCAACGGUGUGAAGUGGUCGUCUCGAUGUGCUGUUCUACCUUAUCUUCGCUAAAUCAUGGAUAACCUUUAACACAAAAAAACAUACUAGUCUGACGGAAGACAAUCAAGUGAAUUUCUAAUAUAUUCCAAGAACUCUUAACAGAGAUAACGAUUAGCUUUUUCAGGGGCAGACUUUGAACACGGCUCUACUAAGGCAAUGCCUAAAUCAGUGCCAUUUGAAGCGAUGCAGGGCAGUGAAAUCGUUACGAGGCUUACUACAAAGUCGCUGCGGUCAAAAUGCAGUGUUUCCGCCGACAUAGAUGCGUAUGACUCCUCGAACGACUACAGGUAGGCGAUAAGCUGAUCUGACGGUAUAAAGAAGUUGAUAACAGGCUGCGCAGUAAAAGAAUGAACCGCAGUCGACUACAGUGGGUAGAGGUUGAGGGAGUCAAGUUCAUCAGGACGAUCGAUUUAUCAGUAAAUACUAGCCAAUUCAACCUAUGAUGGUGCUUUUCGCGUUUGAUUGUCGCAUUUAUUUUUCUUCAGCCAUACACGCCUACUACGUACUGUUUCGUACCUUUGCGUCCUCCCGAGCCGUUUGGUGAUGACUAUCUAGUGAUGGGCUGUGUGAUAGGUCUUCAAUUGGAGAAAAAAAUGAACAACGAUAACAAUAACAACCAAAUCUAGCCAAGGCAAGUAGUCAGAAAGUAUUCACUCAUUCAGCGUAUUUCAUGGGAUUCCGACUGUCUAAUAAUCGCUGAAAGAGCUAAAGAGCGCGGCGGCCUAAUCGAAUACGUAGGAGGGAAUUCCUGUGCCAUAACGAAGCGGUGUUUUUCACAGCGUGUUUUGUUCAUUUAUGUUAUUCACUGCCGAUCGCUUCUAUAGUUCCUAGCAGACAGCUAACCCAACAAAAAAAAAAAACUGAUCGAAGGGCAUGUUCUUCCUUCGGGCCCGACCGGAGUCCGAGUGGCGUGGAGCACGCGGCGUCAGUGAAGUAACAGUCCGUGAGGAAGUCUUAUGUGAAGGUGAACGCGAAUUUCAGGCCAUCCGGAAUGACUUUGUUGUCGACACCUCACCACCGCCAGCGACACUUUUCACGCCGACCAAUACGCCUGAAUGUCAGAAUAAACUUCGGAGAAGGCUCAACUUAUUUCGGAGGCGGAAAGAUGCCGCUCCGGUUAUCGAGGCCAAGCCAAGUGAAACGGCAGGAACAAUUGAGCGACUUCGAAAUAUCAGCCUUCAGCCUCCUCCUACGCAUUUAGAAAAACUAAAUAAUUUGCCUGAAGUGAAAGAAUCCAACCGUGGUUUAUUGUUUCGAAAAAAGGACUCAACCGAGUCUUUUACAUGUACGUUCAAAAUAGGUGGCAUUUCGACCAAGGCUCAGUCCGACCACUUUGAUCCCCUAACAACAAAGGCGCCAAAUGGAACCCGAGAGUCUUCAGAAGAGGCUCAGUCCACGAAAGACAGAUCUAUUAGUUACGGUAAUUUUGGAGCUAAAAAAGCGCGAAGGUUUUUCUCCAGAAGAAAGUUCAACAGCAAGCCCACUAAAGAAGAAAGUAAAACACCUCCCCCGUUAAAACAUGGAAUCAAAUCGCUUAUGAAAGUGGCACAAGAGAAUCCAGAAGAUUCGCCUCUUCAUGGAUCUCCCAUCGGACACGAGGGUACAUCAAUUUCAGAAAGUUUCUCAUGGCGCUACAACGUAACUCGAAGUGGCGACUCGUCAUUAUGGAAUCAUUCAUGGGUUGAUUCACCCUCAAACGCCAGCUCAGCGAAGUCUACGUGGGAAGUUGUUCAUGCACAGGAUCCGGGGCUUGCCAUGACAUCGCCAAGUUCUGCGCAAACGACCUCAGACAGACGUCGAGGCCUGUUCACGUUUCGGCGUUACGGCUCUAACAAGCUUCUUUCCCUGGGAAGUGCACGAAAAACAGAACAAAAGCGAUUUGCCAACAAAAAUAAGAAAGGGCAGAUGUGUGCCGAUCUUGAGGCUACCGAACAGCUAAACCAGAUGAUUUCGCUCGUAGCGAGCACGGACGACGACGAGGACGAAGACGACGUGAACUCGAGAUUCUUAUGGGUGGACUCUCAGGGUCUAUGGGCGCCAAUUACACUGAACCCGCUAGGGCCUGACUCGUCACAAAAACUCCACGGUUGCGACUGCUCCACCAGUGUUCCGGAGGCUGAGGCCGAUUGCCCUAGGAAGAGUUUCUACCUUGAUGGCGACGGUCUGCCGUCACCUGGGAGCCCAUCACACGCCCAGCCGCACGGUUCACCUAGCGCUUCGUUUGGCAGCCUUCGAACGGCCAGCGCCGAUAGCCAACAGCAGCUGUCAGCUGCCACAGAUGAUUGGGUAGCAGAUUUCUCCGUUUUUGACAGUCCCCAAUACAGUAAUCGUAAUUUAGAGCACGCAAACGAACAGCAAUGCCAGCAGUGGCAGCAGCAGCAGCAGCAGCAACAGCAGGAGCAACAACAACAACAAGAGCAGCAGCAACAACAGCCACAGUCAGCCGUAGAGCUACGGGCUCACCUUGCAACAGCCGAACGCCUUCUAAACACUUCCAAAGAUUCGGUGGAAAGUAUUACUUCACGGGACAACAUGUCACCCCUUCCGUGGACCCCACAAAAUACCCAACAGUACAAUAGCCGUGGCGUGCCAACGCGUAAAGUAGCAGCAGGUAUUAAUAAAAGAGGACACCAACAUCAAAAUCGAACUGGCAGUACUUGUAGUGAUGUUUCUGUGGUGGCAGAAUUGACAGAGCGACGCAGCCGACAAAGGCCACGCUCCUGGUUUCAGGGAACAAAAGGAGACGCCGAUGUUUUUCGGGAGGCGCAGACACUCCUUGAUAUACUUCACGAAACUUUCCCUGAAGGCGAUAUCGAUUCACCAGGCAGCGACUUACGAACAGUUUAUUGAUGCAUUCUACGAUGCUAGAUGCAACGAGUGCCUGUUCAAUCACUUUUAUACGUAGCAGGUGAUAUUUAAAUUCAGCUAGUAGACGCCCCGUGCAAUAUAUAUAUAUAUAUAUAUAUAUAUAUAUAUAUAUAUCUUUUUAUUAAGUAUAUUAACAUCGCAACUAUAAUGGACUACCUAUUUGGUGGCGUCUUACGUUGUUGAUGACAAAAGAAAAACUAAACACUGAACGGUCGAAUGGUCAGUGGAACUAUUAUGCAAAUAAGAAGGAUUACCUCUACAAUGUGGGGAUGCAAAUUAAAAUUGUAUCCCCUAGCAUUGUCCCAUGUAUCCCAGCUAGCGAAUCGCGCGCGUUAAGCUUUACUGAUACCUCCUGAUAUCUCCUUUCAAGUUCCAGGAUGUUUGAAGUUGGCGUAAAGAGGAUCGAUCAAUCGAUAUUUGCAUAUCGACGUGUGCGUGUUAUCAUUUUGUUUUGGCCAUUCGUCACACCAAAUGUACAGUCGUAUAUAGGUGUUGUACAUAGAUCAGACACGAGGACAAGUUCUAAAGCGAAGUACAUAAUUUAUCUAACAUGCUUGCUCAUCUUUGUAAUGAAACAAAAAAAUUAUCAGGUGCUUAUUUAUAGGUGAGAAUGAUCGAUUGAUUUUUCCAUGUUCUUUCGAUCUGAAACAGACAAAUUACAGAGCACACAUACCCUCUAAGCGACGUCCAUAGUCUAACGUUCAAUUUUAAAUAAGAAAGCUGAAGAAAAAAAUGUCCUUAUGAAAUCAUCGAUAGAACCAAAAACUGAUUGGAUUGCAAUAGCCAAUAAACUACUUCCCUGACGUGUUAUUUCUAGUCCCCAUUUCUUUUGGGUCUGGCUCUCUGAGGUCGCUCACUUUUAGAAUUCCCCACUUCCCUGACACAUCGAUUCCGAGGCCAAUGAUAUAAAUAUAUGAAUUAUGUUCAUAGCAAAGGCUGUGUUGGUGUUAUGGUUGCAGCAGAAAAUUGUCAUGUGAUACCGAUUCGAAUUAGCAAAAAGGAGUUUCGUGGCUUUUCACAAGCCUGUACGCCGUAAUAUACUUCGACUUGAAAGGCUCAAUUCAAUGUAAAUGUCUACUUGUAUAUUCGCCUAUAUGCAAGCACAUUUUAACCACAAAUAUUGCGUUCUAAAGCAAGAUAUAACAAUGAUGUUUCCCCGUUAGAAAGGGAUGGUUCUUGCCUACAAAAGAAAUCAUAAAUAUAGGUUUAUUUUUUCUCUUCAUAAUUUUGUUUCUCGAAUAUCCAUGCUGGAUUUUACUCGCCCCAAAUUACUUUCAUAGCAAAAUUGUAAAAAAGAAAAGAAGUUUAUUUGUUCCCAACAGUUGGUCUUGUAGCUGUUUUUGAUUUUGAGACGCAAUCUAUGGACAGUUAAUUGUUCCCUAAAGCUCUCCAUAGCCUUGUUCAAGAAAUUCGAUCUUAAAUCCGGAUCUUUCGAACUCCAAGAAUUAAAAAAGUAAUUAUGCUUAAAAAAAACAUAAAUUUUCAAUCAUCAUAAUUCUUAAGAAAUAUGUAUCGUAAGCUCUCUUUUCAACUGCAUGUGAAUAACUUUGCAUAUUGUUUUUCUAGAAAUCCUCAACUUUUACUGUUAUACUACUAUUAUAACCAUUACUAAUUCAUAAAUUACGUGGAAGUAUCUUGUUGCUGAAAGCUGCCAUCUGUUACCAUUACAUAAACAAAUUUAGAUGUAGACUUCAUGAGAAGAGUUUCAGAGCCGUCCAUAAAGACUAUCUGUGAGUAUAUACUGAUUCAGCAAUUUCAGAGAAUUCAAAAUCAGAGAACGAUUCCGAUAUUGUUCUUACGUCAACCUACGAUGGAUGCAAUGCAUACUUUUCUGAUCCCUUGAAGCAGCAUUCAUCCACAAAUACUCGGAGCACUUCACUAAUGACUACUGUAGUAUCGUGAAAACAAAUGUCUAAGGAUCAUAAAAAAGAAAACUAUACGAAAGCGAGGUACGUGAGAAGUAUAUCAGUACAUUAUUGUUCAUAAUAAUAUGAUAUAUUUAAAUAAAAUAAGGUUAAUGCAGGUACGUCAU